Messenger RNA from Chelmon rostratus (copperband butterflyfish), 3068 nucleotides. RefSeq names its product heterogeneous nuclear ribonucleoprotein D0-like. Gene Ontology annotation, molecular function: RNA binding. Lineage: Eukaryota; Metazoa; Chordata; Actinopteri; Chaetodontiformes; Chaetodontidae. The record is from RefSeq and is a predicted model, not a curated record. Gene Ontology annotation, cellular component: nucleoplasm. The coding region runs from base 338 to 1291 and encodes 317 amino acids. Gene Ontology annotation, biological process: regulation of gene expression. The transcript has 7 exons.
GAGAAAGACGAGAAGAAGAAAAUGCGGCGAAAACAAAACGACGACUACAAAACAUCCUCCAAACUGUAACGUUAGAUACGAAACUAAUUUCCUUUUUACGGACGCACAGCUUGACUAGAUUCAGGCUAACGUUACUGCUGGACUCACUAAGACUGCAUAGAUAGCUUGGUUUAAUUAUCGACAAGUUACAGCUAACGAUAACAUAAUAUUAGCUAGCCACUAGCUAGCGUUACCUGACGGCAAGCCAACUAGCUUAGCUUCGACGGGGAAUUUUGACGUAGCUUGAGCUUGCGAGCUGUUUAGCAACAACUCUGGGCAGCAUUUCAAAAGCCAAAACAUGUCAGAAGACUACGAAUUCAGCGAUGACACGACCAUGAUGAGAAUGGAAGAGGAUGGAGAGGCUAACAGUGAUGACCCGAUGUCUGCGGCUGGGGACUGUGGCCUGAUGGGGGGCGAGGCCGAGGGAUCAAGAAUUGACGCCAGUAAAAACGAAGAGGACGAGGGGAAGAUGUUUGUAGGGGGGCUCAGCUGGGACACCACUAAAAAGGAUCUUAAAGAUUACUUUUCCAAGUACGGGGAGGUUGUAGACUGCACGUUAAAACUGGACCCCAUGACUGGCCGUUCAAGGGGCUUUGGCUUUGUGCUCUUCAAAGAUCCUGAAAGUGUUGACAAGGUAGCCACACAGAAGGAACAUAAACUCAAUGGAAAGGUCAUUGACCCAAAAAAAGCCAAGGCCAUGAAGAGCAAGGAGCCCGUAAAGAAGAUCUUUGUUGGUGGUCUCUCUCCAGACACUCCUGAAGAGAAAGUCAGAGAGUACUUUGGUGCCUUCGGAGAGGUGGAGUCAAUUGAACUUCCUAUGGAGAACAAAACAAACAAAAGGAGAGGCUUCUGCUUCAUCACAUUCAAGGAGGAGGAUCCAGUUAAGAGCAUCAUGGAGAAAAAAUACCACAAUAUUGGACUCAGCAAGUGUGAAAUUAAAGUGGCCAUGUCCAAGGAACAGUACCAGCAGCAGCAGUACUGGGGAGGCAGAGGUGGAUACUCAUCCAGGUCUCGAGGAAGAGGCGGUGGUCCCAAUCAAAACUGGAACCAGGGUUAUGGCAACUACUGGAAUCAAGGCUAUGGAAAUUAUGGCAAUUAUGGUUACAAUAAUCAAGGAUAUGGAGGAUAUGGUGGUUAUGAUUACCCUGGUUACAACAACUAUUAUGGAUAUGGUGACUACAACGAUCAAUCUGGUGGAUAUGGCAAGUCGCCUCGGCGUGGUGGUCACACCAACAGCUACAAGCCGUAUUGAUGGGGGAAACCCUCAUCUUCAAUUAGGUAUGUGAGAACAAAAAUACACCACUUCCUGUUAACUUAAAGUAGUCAUAUUUACUUUGCUGUUUGGUAACAUAAUGUGUAAUUUCCUCUUGUAAAUUUCUUUUUCUCAGCACCCUCAAGUGCUUUACAGUAGUGGUAACAUAGAGGCUACACUCUUGUGGCGAUUAUUUUAACAGCUGGCCUUCUGCUGCCUCUUUUGCACCUUCUUUCUUUUUUAAACUGUAAAGUUAACAGGUAAAGUACUGCUACUACAGUAAAUGGAUGCCAAAGUUAAGGAUGUGCAAGGAAACAGAAAAGGAAGUGUGUUGUCUCCUAACUCUGACAUACCUUGUUUGUACCUGCCAGCGGAGCUUCCUUGCAGGCCAUGAGCUGACUCCCAGAUACUCUCAGGGCCCGCUCAAUGCGGACCGGGUACGAGAAGCAUACGCUCUCGAAUGCUGCCAUUUGGUAUGGUCUUACAACAUCCUGUAUCAGCAUUUCUAAACUAAAACAAUAUGGGACACGUCCAGCUUUGUCAUCUUUCUUUCCAUUUUAAUUUGUUUGCAACUGUUUGUAAUGUAAAACUUAAAUUAUACACAUGUAAUUGUCAUUUUUUACAGGCCCUUACUCCCCCACAAGUAAUGAUUAUAAAUAUGAAAAAAUAACUAUUUGCUUUUCAAAGGAUACGUACAGCAUUCUCUGGACUUCCCAGUUCCUAUUGUUAAUAUAUGCAUUUCUAAUCUUAUCUAUCAUGCUUGUUUCUUUAUUUAGCUCUUGUAGCCUGUAGUCCAUGAGCUAAAACCUGGUUCGUAUUUGGACUCUACUGUGUUGGGGGAUAAAGUGCUUUACUUUGUGUACAUGUAUUGCUCUGUUUUGUCUUACUGACAGCGAUGGAAAAGACUCCUCUUUUGUUAAUUUUCUUGUAACGAAUUUUCCUCUUAUGACCUUUUGUAAAACAACAAGUGUCACUACAUUUCCAGAAAGUUGCAUGUAAUGCUUUCUUUAAUGUGUAUUUUUGACCAAUCAAAGGUUUCUUCCAUUUAGUAUUUUGGCUUUGACCUCUUCAAUUUAUUGCGCUUCAGGAUUUCUAGCUUAUGGACUAACUUUUUUUUAACUGUAAACUGUUAAGCUAAUUGUUCUCAGUUUGUCUUAUUGUUUUUACAUUGGACAUUAUAAACACGGGGAUUCCUAUUUUUUUUUAUAAUUUAGCCUUUUUGUGUUCAUCUGGAGCUGAUAAGUUCUCGUUUGUUUUUCGUAGGUUUCAGAGUGAUGAAAGACAGCUGUGGGCUGGUGGAGCUUUGACCAGAGAGAUGAUGGUAUCCAGCAAAGAUCACUAGCUGAUUGUAAGGAAAUAAAUGAAGAGCACUGUGGCCUACAGCGCAUUUCCUCUAUAUUUACCAGAGUAUUUGUUGUAUCUUCAGAGUUUUGGAUUUUGAUGUUUGGCAUUUAUUUAGAUUACUGCAACAUUUCUGCAUCCCUUCUUGUUUUUGUAUUUAUUGUUCUCAUAUGCUAUUUGUGAAUUGCUUCAUUUAUUACAUUACUGAAAUGUUAGUUUGGUUGGAACAGAUAACACACAUAUAUACAGUACUGUGGUAGCAAAGAUAUGAAAUGCAUUGUUACAAUUUAUCCUCUUCAUCAUAGUUAUCAGUCUUAUAAUACAUAUGUUAUCACAGUUUGACAUUCAUAAACUUACAGUAUAUAUAUAUAUAUAUAUAUAUACACACACACAGGCAAUUAUACAUAAAUGCGACAAAAUAAAAGUAAUAAACACA